Molecule: messenger RNA, 1307 nt
Organism: Agrilus planipennis (emerald ash borer)
Lineage: Eukaryota; Metazoa; Arthropoda; Insecta; Coleoptera; Buprestidae
Product: regucalcin
Exons: 4
Coding region: 243-1274 (343 amino acids)
Biological process (GO): L-ascorbic acid biosynthetic process
Molecular function (GO): enzyme regulator activity; calcium ion binding; gluconolactonase activity
Source: RefSeq, a predicted model, not a curated record
UACCGAUAUACAUAUAAACACUUUCAAUUUAUAUGCACAUCAACAAAACAUAAAUCUUUCCGGUUUUGUUUCUUGAAGUACCUCGCUUUAAAUUACAUCGUGUUUCUCUACAUGGAAAUAACAAAAAACAAGGAAACUAAUCGUUUUUUGUUAACCGCUACAAACCAACAUUCAUUGCCAUCUAGAUCCAGUAUCCCCAGUAUUAAUCUGCCCAGUAUAAGUUAAACAUUCGAACGAAAAAGAUGUUCUUUAAACGAUUUCCCUUCACUCUUGUUACAUUAAUAACGCUUACCACAUUCAUAGUCAGUUCUAUCGCCAAUGGUCCGUGUGUUCGGCAAUUAACACAACCAUUCGACCAUAGCGAAGAGCCUACUUGGGAUGAUCGAAUUAAAUUGUUAUAUUUUGUUGACAUACACGCCGGAAGAAUAUAUUCAUAUGAUCCUGUCACAACAAUAUUGAAUCAUAUUCAACUUGACGGCGAUGUUACACCCAUUAUUCCGACAGUGUAUGAUACCCAUGUAUUUGUGGCAGGGCUAAAUAGAUCGCUUGUUGCUUUACGAUGGUAUCCUAAAGGUAGUAGAUUGGAAGCUGUUGGUACUCUUACAACAGUGGCAAAACAAUUUCCAACUAGUCAAUUCAACGAUGGAAAAGCAGAUGCCAAAGGAAGAUUGUGGAUAGGAACAAUGGGCUACGAAAAUUCAAUUGGCGUGGUUCCAAACCAAGGUUCGCUCUAUUUAAUAACAAAGGAAAAUAUUGAAAACCCUGAAGUUGUAAUAGCUCCUGUUAAUAUUAGUAAUGGUUUGGCGUGGAAUAAAGCAAACACGAAAUUCUUUUACAUCGACACCCCAACUCGUCAAGUUAGGGUGUACGAUUUCGACCUUAAAGCUGGUAAAAUUUCAAAUCCAAAAGUAGUCUUUGAUGUGAGCGAACACGACGAAUUAACGGGGAAUCCCGACGGAAUGACAAUAGAUGAAGACGAUAAUAUAUGGGUGGCACUGUACGGGGGUGGAGCUGUGGUUAAAGUUGAUACGAAAACUUUAAAAGUUUUGCAGAUAAUAGCAAUACCAGCUUUAGAUGUUACAUCUGUGUCUUGGGGUGGUGAGAAACUUGAUAUUUUGUUUGUAACAUCAUCACGAUUUGCACUUAGCCCAGAAGAAAGAAGACAACAACCCGCUGCCGGAAGCUUGUUCGCGGUUUACAAUUUAGGUGCUCGGGGUUUACCCGCUCAUUAUGCCGAUGUAAUUGAUGAUGUAAAACUUCCCUGCUUAAGAUGAAUUUAAGUUUUCUACAAUAAAAAAUUAUCAGUA